Messenger RNA from Menidia menidia (Atlantic silverside), 660 nucleotides. The record is from the annotation of a GenBank genome assembly. NCBI's taxonomy places the organism in Eukaryota, Metazoa, Chordata, Actinopteri, Atheriniformes, Atherinopsidae.
ACCUAUAUCGGCUCCAUCCUGGUGGCGCUGAACCCGUACCAGCGUCUGCCCGGCGUUUACGGGCGCGCGGCGGUGGAGCGCUACGGCCGCCACCGGCUGGGCGAGAUGCCCCCCCACAUCUACGCCGUCGCCAACGAGUGCUACCGCGCGCUGUGGAGGGCGCCGCGGGACCAGUGCGUGCUCAUCAGGUGGGUGAUGGGAGUCCUCCAGGGUGGACACGGUGCUGGGCAGGUGCUGGUCCUCCUCCCACAGCCACACCCGGUCGCCCUGGAAACCAGAGCACAUUCAGCCGUCUGCCUCACGCAAGAUGGCCGCCGGGGCCUCAGGCCCGCUGCCGGGGGCUCAGGCCCGCCCCUAAACGGGGAGAACCAGAACCAGAACCAGAGCCAGGACCAGGACCAGGACCAGGACCAGGACCAGGACCAGGACCAGAACCAGGACCAGGACCAGGACCAGGACCAGGACCAGGACCAGAACAAGAACCAGAACCAAGACCAGAACCAGAACAAGGACCAGGACCAGAACCACAACCAGAACCAGAACCAGAACCAGGACCAGGACCAGGACCAGGACCAGGACCAGGACCAGAACCAGAACCAAGACCAGAACCAGAACCAGAACCAGAACAAGGACCAGGACAAGGACCAGGACCAGGACUAA